This is a messenger RNA of Stegostoma tigrinum, 776 nucleotides long. Its product is annotated as putative ammonium transporter 1. The coding region runs from base 1 to 687 and encodes 228 amino acids. Gene Ontology annotation, molecular function: ammonium channel activity. NCBI's taxonomy places the organism in Eukaryota, Metazoa, Chordata, Chondrichthyes, Orectolobiformes, Stegostomatidae. The transcript is spliced from 7 exons. Gene Ontology annotation, cellular component: membrane. The record is from RefSeq and is a predicted model, not a curated record. Gene Ontology annotation, biological process: ammonium homeostasis; ammonium transmembrane transport.
AUGGUCACCAUUCCAUCGAGGAUCUUUCACUCGGAGGACUAUGCUGGAAGUGGCGUAGUAUUCUUAGUUGGUGGCACAGCAGCAUUGAUUGCAUCAUGUGUCACGCAUGCGCAUGUUGUUCGCUGUACAACACCUACCAUCAAUCAAAGCUAUAGUUUACCUGCUUUGUGGUUGGUGCACAAGGUCACAUUACAGAGUCUGGAGAUGGUCAGUUGGCCAGCCUUGCUGUGGUCAAUACUCUACUAUCAACAGGAUCUGCAGGUGGCAGUUUGUGGAGGUGCCAACAAAUAUUUGCCUGCUCUGGCAGUAAUGUGUGGGGCCUCAGCAUCUCUCUUGUAUAUGGCAUUUGAACAUUUAUGUACAGUUGCCAAGAUUGAUGAUCCAACAGACACAAUUGCCAUUUACCUGAGUGGAGGUUCAUUGGGCUUGAUGUUUGCUGGAUUAUUUAUAGACCAGAGAAAUAAUCAAGGACAAGCUGUGGCUAUGGAAUACAAUUGCCUUGCACUUUGUGUUGUGAUGGUUUGGACUACAUUUGUUAUGGGUUUUGUGUACCUUCUACUAAAAUUUAUUGGAGUUUUAAAGCCAUUUCCAAAAAUAGAGCCACAAGCAAUUGACAAAUACAAACAAGAAACUAACUUUUCAACAGAAAAAUGUGAAACAUCAGUAAACAAGAUGAAAAGGAGAUAACUAUUUUUAUUGACAAUUUCUCACCUGCCUUCUCUUAUUGUUGGUAAUGAAAUCCCCACACUUUAAUGUUACGAUUGAGUAAUAAUGAA